This is a messenger RNA of Galleria mellonella (greater wax moth), 9440 nucleotides long. Its product is annotated as anoctamin-1-like. Gene Ontology annotation, molecular function: chloride channel activity; protein dimerization activity. Gene Ontology annotation, biological process: chloride transmembrane transport. Bases 318 to 3551 code for a protein of 1077 amino acids. Gene Ontology annotation, cellular component: plasma membrane. The record is from RefSeq and is a predicted model, not a curated record. Lineage: Eukaryota; Metazoa; Arthropoda; Insecta; Lepidoptera; Pyralidae. The transcript has 21 exons.
UUGGUAUCAUAUUUGACAUCUGUUGACUGAAAAUUUCGCAAAACCAAAAAUAUUUCUUUUAUCCAUCCAUACUCCUCCACUUUUAUCUUCACUUUCUAUUAUAUAUAUUCCCAAGAUUUAUUUAAUAUAAUUGGCGGGUAUUUACAAUAAACACAUUUUAUAGCCACCGUACUUGUAAUUACAAUAGUUGGAAAAUCAGAUUUUUCCUUUCUUGCCGAUCAGUGACUAAUACAGUAAUCGCUCCGAACAGGCUACGUAUUCGGAUAUGACUAUGUGUUAAGUGCUGUGGGGUCUAAGAUAUUGUACCUCGGCGUGUAAUGUCAGACGGUGACCCAUCACUUGAAGAGGACGUUCCGAAGCCUCUGUUGGAGAGAGCAGAGGAAAAUGUGUUUACGCCGAAGAUAGCUACUCCGAUAUAUACUGGUGGAGUGAAGCUUCAUCAUAAAAGGUCUGACGCGGCGGAGACCGAGUCGUUCCUGAAUGACUCGCAGCGUAACGAUCUCGCCUUCAGACAGUUAUUCCAGGAUGGAGAUGCGGAAUUUCAACAGAAGGAGAAGGAGGAGCAGGAGAAGAUACCCGACCUGCAGGCGAUGUCGGUGCUGAGUAUGUACCAGGACAAUAUGUCGCAGGACAUGAACACCGACCGGGACAACGGUAGCGAAGCAUCAACGAGGCCGGCGGAGGAAUGCUCAUUCGACCCGGCGGCCACUCUGCCAGAUGUAGCUACCAAUGGCAAUGGCAAACCGAAAGCCAACCAUUGCUCGAUAAUAAUGGGCGGUGUCCUCAACAACCCAUCGUUGACUUUCAACGAUGGUGUUCGUACCAUAGAUUAUGUGUUGGUAUGGGAGGCGGGUAAAGUCGACGCAACCACACCGCAAGCUAUCGAGCAGAGGAGGAUUUUCGAAGAGAACUUGGAAAAUGAGGGUUUGCAACUGGAGAGGGAAGCACCGAAGGAGUUACACGGGUUAAAUUUUACAAAGAUCCAUGCACCGUACUCAGUUUUAAGAGACUAUAGUGAGAUAUUAAAACUUAGGAUGCCAAUGAAGGAAUGCAGUAAAAUAAGAAAAGGUGGGCGGACAAAUGCCAUACUGAAUGCUGCCAUGUAUAUGUCUAAGUUUUCAGCAUUGAAAGAUGUCCACGAAAAGACCAACAGCUUGGUCGACAAAAUGGACGCGUGCUGGGAGCAGUUCAUGGCAAAGAUCAGGGUUGAUCCGGAUUUGUUUCCCGAGCGGAAACAUCGGCUCACUGCCAUAUACUCCAAGGAUAAAGAAUAUUUAUUCGACACAACAGCGGAGUGUUUCUGGACGCCGUCGAUCAGGUCGCGCAUCGUGCAGUUCAUACUGGACAGGAAGAAGUUCUCGUCGGCCAGCAACGACGACUUCGCGUUCGGCAUCACGCGGCUCAUAUCGAACAGUACUUACAGCGCGGCGUACCCUCUUCACGAUGGUGAUCUCAAAACACCAGGCUCCAUGAGGCAUCUGUUGUAUACCGAGUGGGCGAGCGUCUCCAAGUGUAUCAAAUACCAGCCAUUGGACUAUGUUAAGGAUUAUUUCGGUGUUAAGAUAGGUCUGUACUUCGCGUGGCUCGGAUUCUACACUCACAUGUUGAUCCCAGCGUCUAUAGUUGGUCUCAUUUGCGUCAUAUAUUCCGCCUCUACAGUGUAUUCUAAUCAACCAAGUGAGCAAGUGUGUAAUUACAAUUCAUCGAUCAAAAUGUGUCCCCUUUGCGACUACUUCUGCGACUAUUGGGAUUUGAAGGACACCUGCUUACAAUCUCGGAUCACCUACCUCUUCGAUAACUCCACCACUGUGUUCUUCGCUAUAUUCAUGAGUUUUUGGGCGGCUUGCUUUCUGGAGCUGUGGAAGCGGUACUCGGCGGAGAUGACGCACCGCUGGGACCUCACCGGCUUCGACGUGUACGAGGAGCACCCGCGGCCGCAGUACCUCGCGCGGCUCGCCCACGUCAAGCGCACGCAGCUGAACGUGGUGACGGGCGAGCGCGAGCCGAUGGUGCCGUUCUGGCGCAUGCGGCUGCCGGCGACGCUGAUGUCGUUCAGCGUGGUGGCGCUGCUGGUGCUGCUCGCGCUCGCCACCGUGCUCGGCGUCGUGCUCUACCGCAUGUCGCUGCUCGGCGCCACCAUCCUGCGCCACAACUCCAACGUGCUCAUCACUUACAACCCCAUCAUGUUUACCACUGCGACCGCGGCCUGCAUCAACCUCGUGCUUAUAUGCUUGCUCAACUAUAUAUACCAGUACUUAGCGGAGUGGCUCACGGAGAAGGAACUGCUACGCACACAGACGGAGUUCGACGACUCACUGACGCUCAAGAUAUACCUACUACAGUUCGUGAACUAUUACGCGUCUAUAUUCUACAUCGCGUUCUUUAAAGGGAAAUACGUGGGUCGUCCCGGAGACUAUGUGCGGUUUUUUGGCCAUAGACAAGAAGAGUGCGCGCCCGGCGGCUGCUUCCUCGAGUUGUCCAUCCAGCUUGCCAUUAUCAUGGUGGGCAAGCAGUUCAUCAACACCAUAGUGGAGAUGCUGAUGCCGUAUUUACUCAAGUGGUUGUAUAUCAUACGCACUAUUGGCAGGAAAAACACGAUUAAAAGCCCAUUGCAGUGGGUAAAAGAUUUUAAACUAGUCGACUUUGGUAAUAUGGGAUUGUUUCCGGAGUAUUUGGAAAUGGUGCUCCAGUACGGGUUCGUGACGAUCUUCGUGUCCGCGUUCCCGCUGGCGCCGCUAUUCGCGCUCAUCAACAACGUGCUCGAGAUGCGGCUGGACGCGAAGAAGUUCCUCUCGUGCUACCGCCGCCCGGUGCCGCAGCGUGUCAACGACAUCGGCGUGUGGUACCGCAUCCUCGACUCCAUAGGAAAGCUCAGCGUCAUCACCAACGGUUUUAUAAUAGCGUUCACGUCGGACUUCAUCCCGCGGCUCGUGUACCAGUUCGCGAUGGAGAGCAAUCUGAACAACUACGUGAACUACACGCUCGCAGACUUCAACAUCAGCGUCAUAGAGUACAAGCCGCUCAAGUCCACGUACAAAGAGGAAAUGUGCAGCUACCCCGGCUACUGGUAUUACAAGCAGGGCGAUGAUUACGAGCGCAGCAACUGGUACUGGCACGUGAUGGGCGCGAGGUUGGCAUUCAUAGUCGUGUUCGAGAAUGUGGUGGCGCUAGUGAUGAUAAUCGUCCGCUGGGCGAUCCCGGAUAUGUCCGGUGAGCUGCGCGACCGGAUCCGCCGUGAGGCCUACGUAAUCAACUCGUUCAUACUGGACGAGACGCGGUCGCGAUCUUUAGGGUCCACCCGGCAGGGGACCAGCUGCCGGGCCGGACCUACUGGACCCGGCGGGCCCGCGGGGGGAGACACAGGCGAGGGGGGCGACGGCGGCGCAGGUGAAGAAAUAACAGACUCCAACUGGAAUCACAUCGCUUCCCUCUCCGGUUCCGACUUCGAUCUUGCCGCCCACGGGGAACAUCAAGACAUAGCGGAUCUAGGGAAACACGUCGUCUCGAAACAUAGCUUCAACGAGAACGAACCGGGCCCUGCGCAUGUAUAACUGAAACGUACUAUUAAAGGUUUUUGAAAACAAAAUAAAUAAGGUACCAAUUUGGUGCGUUAUGAAAAUCUCCAAAGUUGAGGUUUGCAUUUAAUUAGUUAAGGGAACGGAAACCGUAAAGUUACCGAUAGGGUUUCCGAUCUUGGUAAAAAUAUCGAUCUUUGAAUCGAUUAAAAUUAGAGGUUCUCAUUCUUAUUUAAAAAUCGAUGUUCGAAAAAUUUAUUUCGACUUUCAUUUCCUUUAAUGGAAAAAUUACAGAAAGGAAUAAUUUUAUAAAGAAAAUGCUAGUUAUAUAGCAACAAUAAGGUUACAAUUAUAUAUUGAGAAAAGGAAAACUUCCAUUUUAAUUUUGUAUCGAUUUAUAAAUCGAUCUACGUCACAAAGAUCGAUAUAAAAAAUCGAAAAUAGCGGUCCAAAAAUGAUUGAUGUUUCGAGUCGACAUCGGAAACCCUAGUUACUGACGUAAAACAACGUAUGGAAUAACUGAAAAUUUAAUUUUGAAAACGUACUUAAAUAGAUCAAUUUCAUACGCAUAUCAUUCAUUCGCUUACAUCAGUCAUAGGAGGUUUUCCAUUGGCCGGCCCGGUAUAGAUAGAUAGAUAGAUAUAUAUAUAUAUUUUUAUACAUCUUAGAAUGGCAAACAAGCUGACGGCCCACUUGAUGGAAAGUGGUAACCGUCGCCUAUAGACACGAGCAGUACCAUGGACAACAGAGUAUACUGUUUCACCCAUGAUACUCCCCAUGCGUUGCCAUUCCUGAGGACUCGGGUGUUAUUCUUAGAUAGAUAGAUAAACACUUUAUUUGAGCCAUUUAUGACACACGUAAAUUACACAAAUGAGUUUAUACAAUUAGAUUAUUUACAUUUUUUUAAAUAUAAAACAAAAGAUGAAGUAUGGAAAUAUGUUUUCAACAAGUGUGUCGCAGUGACCCAAAUAGGCUACAGCUCAAUGAUGGUUUUGCUUAAAAGCAAAGCACUGAUUUUCAGCUGCAACCUAAAGUUAGGCUACACGGACGCGUAUAACAAACCCAGAGUGUAACCUGUGUAGCCAAUUUAACAGCCAGUGUUUAAUGAGUGGGCCAUAAGUCUGUUUGUCAUUGCAAGGUGCAUAAAGUAUAUGUGUUUUUUAAUGCCCUUUGGAUGUCAGUACCGGUGCCGGCACAUCGAAACCACCUGUAGGGAACCAAUCACAAAUCUUCUUACAGGUAAGCAAUGAUAAUAACUUUUUAUACUUUAAAAUAUCAUUAUAUAUUUAUUAGCAAGAAUAUAUGGGAUUUGAUAUGUUUUUUUUUAAUGGCUGUAAAUGGCAGGGUAACCCCGCCUGCAUUAUCGGUAUACGCUGGCGGGGCACCAGUGAGGGAUGAUAGAUGAGAAUGAAGCAGGUCAGUUAGUCCAUCGUGACGAAUUCAAUGAUAAAUUAGUCACGGUAGUUUUCAGGGGGAACAGCGUGGAGGUCGACCUGAUAGGGUACAUUGAUAGCAUUGGGGAUUAACAUCCCCAUUACUAACAAUCCCUUCCCCUCAGAUUUGAUAUGUUAGGGUUCACCAGUUAAUGUGAAUGUAUUGCCAAACGAUUGCUUCCUUGUUACUACUAAAAGUGGAUAGGAUGAUAAUGGAAUUAGCAUGGGGUAUUUAGCAAUUGAUUGGGAAGUAAAGGUUUUAUAGAAUGUGCAUUUUUAAUAUAUUUAAACUAUAUUUAUUAUUAAAAUAAUUUAUUAGUGUAGUUAAAUUGCUCGACAAUUAAACGCUUUGUAACACUUUAUUUGAGUUGUUAAGCUAUUGUCUUUUAAUACUAAGUAAAUAUGCCAAAUUCAUUUGCAAUAUUUUAAGACUAAAAUGAAUCUCAUCGUUUUCGAGAUUAGCUAUGCCAAAAUAUUCUUUAUGCUUUUGUUGUUAUUUAUUAUAAUUAAUUAAUGUCAAGUUUGCUGUUUUUAUAACAGAUUUUUCAAUUUAAAUACAUAUUUAAUAUUUGUUUAUUCUGAUUUUUAUAAAUAUGGAAAGUAUGGAAACUUGCACGUUUAUUAUUAUUAAAAAAAAAAAAAUAAAAGAUUUGCUAUGGUCACGUCAGUAACAUAGAUUUUUCAUCAAAUAUACAUGACAAACACUGUGUUUGUGAUGGGAGUAUUUUUGGACGCAUUCUACAAGAUACAUUUUUGAUUCGUAUUCAAAUGGUUUAGGGGCUUUUCAGAUACAUGCAAAUGUAAGAACGAUACUGACAAAAAAAAAAUAGCCUUAUUUUUGGUCUGUCACGAAUGAAAGUAAAUAUGAAUAGUCCCUAAAUCGUGCUGAGAUUGUAUAAAUUAAAAUAAACCUAUCUUAAGUAUUGGCGUGUUUCGUCACUUUCUUUUUAGAUAUAUUAAAAAGAAACGAAACAUUUCAUUAGUUAAAAUAGGAUUAUUAGAAGAUUCAAGUGUUUACAAAGAAGGCGUUUAGAUUGAUAGCUAUCGCCUAAACGUGUUCAAUAGUAAACAUAACAAUACGAACAAAUGUGAGCACUCAGUAAAUAUGACAAUUAAAAAAGCUUUUUUUUUUCUAUAUACUUUACGGCCCCGAUUUUCUGUCCUUUUUAACUUUAAUAUUGUACUACAAUAAUCGGUAAUAGAAGCGACUGACUGUGAUUUAAAUUUGUGACACGUCAUAUUUAUCGUGUGCAGUAAUAAUUUAGGGUUUAAACAGUAAGAGGGACGCGGGUAGUGGGAACGGAUGCGAGAAAUGUAGAUUUCUGAUUGUAGAGUCUAAGUAAAUUAAAACUAUACCGAAUUAAAAUUAAAUAAAAACAUAUGAUAAGGCUUUAACACUUAUCAAAAAUGUGGAACUCUAUAGAUAUUAUAUUUUUAGUAAAUUUAUAAGUAUCUAGUUACAACCUGCUUAGGGUCGAGUCCAUUAUUUGACUGAAUCCCCUCUAUUUUGUCUUUAAUUGUAUAUUUUAUAUGUAUUAUAUACUUUAUAUAUUUGACAUAGUGUAUAUAUAAUUAUAUACAUAUAUAUUUGAUAUAUAUAUAUAUGCAUGCGUGUAUACGGACUAUGCACACAUUUAUGCGGUCUUACGGUCUACGAUCUUUGGCCGCUUGUCUGAAAACACAAGUUUAUCAGUUUCCGACUCUUACGAAUUCCAUCCGUGUUUCUCUUACUGUAUUUUCACAUUUAGGUGUAAGUGGCUUGUCUGUUAACCUCGCUUAAUAUUUACAAGGUUGUAACUUGACCAUUUUACAAUGGAGGAUUGUAGCAAAAAGAGUUCGCAGCAAAUAUUUUCAUGUUGUGGAAGUAGUCAAUGCUUGAUAUAAGCACUUAAGCAUAACAAUAUGUAAUGCAUUGUUAAUUUCUAUAUUGUGCAUAAAAGGUUUUUUUUAUAUAUACAGUUAUUUAUAAAGAGUAAUCGAUCAAAUUGUUUAUCAAAUGUACGUAAAAUUUAAUUAUGUUUGUUAAAAUCAGUGUUACCAAUCGUCAAAAAAGAUUUUCUAUAGAUAUAUGUAAUGGAUAAAAUGUUUUCAGCAUAUGUUCCUUUAAAAUCAUGUAUCGAUAUUGUGGAAAAAUAUAUUCCUUUAAAAUAAUGUAGGGAUGUCCUUAAAGUUUAUAUAUGUAAUCAUGAUUUAACGUAAUAGUUGUUAAAUGUUGUUAAUACAGUAAGUACUUUUUUUUUUAUUUCAUUUAUAAAUUUACAGCUUGUACAAGCACCAAUUUUCAUAAUACUGUAUAGGUGUUACCUAUCUUUUAUGUUGUAAGUGAUGUUUCCUUAUAUUUAAAAUAUGUUUAACAUAAUUUUGGUGCUGUGUUUAAAUCCUUUAUAGUCUAUAAGGCUUGUGCCGUUAAUUUGGCUGUUCUUAUUUUAUGUAAACAAUCAAUUGCUAGUCAAGUAAGAAUUGAUUGCGUCGUUUGAACGAUUGUUUUAAUAUUUAGCGAGUACUCAUUUUUCAUAUACUGUUACUUGUCUCACUGAUUAGAUUUAAAUCACUGAUUAAAUAACCACGUGGGGCGCCAAGAAUGGUUUUGGCGCCCAACGUGGGACUAAGAUUUUAAGUUUUUUUUUUUAUAUGAAAAUCAUUACCUUAUAUAUACAGGUUUUAAACUAAAUAUAUUGAGUUCAAAACGCACACAGUUUGAAAAAAAAAAUUGUGAUAAAGUAAAAUUUUGUUCUAUCGAUUGCUGAUUCGUUAUUAUUGAAUGUUAUUCUUAACACGAUAGUUUGCUCCAUUGUAAUACUUUUAAAGACCAAUCUAUAGUUUAUUAUACACUGGUAUUUCUACAGGUUUUAUAUCAAAUAUUUAUCUAUACAUUGUUGUAGUGCAAGAUAAUGGCUAUAGUAUAUUAUCAUAGUUACCUUUAAUCAAAUUAUAUAAAUGGAUUAUUUUUUAAAAGAUAAUAAUUAUGUUCCGAAGAUUGUUUGAGAACAUUUACAAAGAGAUUUCCACAUGUUUCUGUAUCAGUAUAAUUAUGAGGCUAUUUUGUACCUACUCCACGUGGAAUCAAAGACAAUAUUACUUAUUUUUUAAUUUAUAAAUAAAACAGAGUAAUGAGUUUGAUGACAAUUAGAAAAAAAAUCUGUUUUAAAUUUUUUUUUUUACCAUAAUUUGAAUUUUCUAGCUCUGGUUAGAAUCACUAAAGAAUUUUAGUAUGAGUGGGGGAAAUAAAUUUCAAACUGACGUAAAAUGUAGGGUAGUGGAUAUAGCUAUAGAUUGGUGAUCUUAAUUAUUUAUACUAGAAUUUUCUAUAACUUUUGUUAUUAGUAGAAAUAAAAACUGCCACAAACAAUCAAAUUUUUCAUAAUAAUUAAUAAGCUUAAAUAACUUUUUUUUUUAAAUAUAUUUUUCAAGAUAUCCCAAAUGGUCUGGUAUGUAAGUGAAAUGUCUGUAAUAUUAUCUAUACUUGUGGCAAAUAUAAUAUUUAUAAUAAACGUAAUAUACCUCUAUGAAAUGAAAUAACUUCAUAAUUUUUUUAAUUUUAUUUCUAAGUAAUUUGAAUGUAUACAGACACAAAUUACAUAAAAUGAAUUAAUAAAAAGUUACAAGUGUUUCUUUUUUUUUUCGUUAAUUUAUAUUUCCAUUCGUAAUAUGUCUAACAGUUUGCCUUACAUGUACUUUUGUUAUUUCUUAAUUUAUUUUUAAGUGUCACUUUAAUUUUUUUUUAAUUCACUAUCGAGACUAAACGCAACGACAUAACGUUAAGUUCCAAUCGUGAAUUUAAAAUGUGUAAAGAAUGUGAAAAUUUGAAAUUAACUCGUUUCAAAUUCUUUGAAAAACUUACAUGUUCAUGGCAUAAUUAUAUUCAAUAGGUACUUAUUAUUAUAGUAAUUUAAUCACAUAAAUAGUUUUGUCCUUAAAAUUACUUAAAGAAUUAUUUUGGAUAAAUUUGUUGGUUCAUAUACGGUUUAUUAGUAAAUAGAAAGUUUAUACAGUUGAUAAUUUGCGUAACCCAUCACUUAAAACAAAUAUUAGUAUUUAGUAUUAGGGUCACAAGUUUUUUUCUAAUAGAAUUCUUUUUUUAUUACUAAAAAUUAAAAAGUAUUGAAAAUUUUUAAAAAAGGGAGCAACCUGCAUCUGUGUCGACGGUACUAUAUAUAAAUAGGUAUGUACAUAUCUUACACUGUGUAUUACCAUCGACACAGGUUCUUUUUUCUAUUUUUUUGUUUAGUUUUAAGUGCUAUAAAAAAUUACUGAGAUUUUUUUUUCAGGCCCUAUUCAUGAAACACUAACACUAGUUUUAAUGAAUGGGCUACGUCAAUUAACAUACUGUAUAUGUGGAUUAUGUACCAACACGGUUUAAAGACUAAUACUUGUCACAAAUAUAGAUUUGGUAAAAGAACGGCAGUGUUGCCAUUGUUGUGACCGCUUUAUGUGUUUGUAAUGUGUGGGUUCAUAUAUUGUUUAUGUGAUAAUAUAUAUGAUGGAGAGUUGU